Molecule: messenger RNA, 2178 nt
Organism: Misgurnus anguillicaudatus (oriental weatherfish)
Lineage: Eukaryota; Metazoa; Chordata; Actinopteri; Cypriniformes; Cobitidae
Source: RefSeq, a predicted model, not a curated record
GUUGUUUGGCUGUACAGUAAAGAUUUCAGAUCUCAGAUUUCAGCAUUGAACGUGUGUUUAUUGUAAAGUCAUGUCUAAAAUCGUCCGUGCUUCUCCUCACAGCGCCUUUGACAAAUCCUGUAUCUUUGUAACUCGUACUGACGUUGGUGGGAGGAUUCCUCAACAAACACCGGGUACUUAACGAGACCCAAGCGCAUUUUACAACAAACAAACCCGGGACACUGUUGUCUGAAAAUGGCAGUGGUUAAAUUCGUGUGCGCGAUUAUAACCAGGUCCUUUUUCAUUCUGGCCGCUCUCAUCGGAGUCUGGAGAGUGAACAUGGUAAAAAAUGACCGUAUGUACUGGUUACUAACUGUCCUUUUUCUUCCUCUGGUUGUGGAGAUGAUCGUUACUUUGAAACGAAGAAAAGGGCAAGAGUACAAAUGGUUUUCCCUACCCAUCUUCUUCUUCCUCAUCAGUAUUAUACCCUCCAUCUGGAUUCUAGAGUUGCAUCAUCAGUUGAACAAGAGUGGUGACCAACAGCAGUGCAAGAAAUUGGACUCUUGGGAUAACAUCAUGAGCAUAGUAUCGUCCGCAAACGGCACAAUGAAUAAUGAAACUCUAAAGCUUCUGCAGCAUGUUCUUAUCAAUGUCUGUCCAAACGACUGGAUCCUUGGUCUUCAUCAAUUUGUACUCAUCCUUCUCAUCAUCGGAAAAUGGCUCCUCCCACUAGGGGGAGGAGUAACUCGUGACCAGCUGUCUCAAUUGUUGCUCAUAUUUGUUGGCACUGCGGGGGACAUUCUGGAAUUCACCAGUGAAACGCUUUCCGAUGUCAAGGAGAUAAACCCAGAGCUGGUGUAUAUAAUUUUGGCUGUUUGGACAUGGAGUAUGUUGCAGUUUCCCUCGCAUUUAGCAGUUGUCACAUCACCACAGAACUCAGAAGAGCUGAAAGAUGGAGACGGCUGUUGUCAUUUUCUAUUGUCAAGACACAGCACUGAUAUUUGGAACAUCGUGGAGAGUUUGUUUAUCCAGGAUGGACCCUUUCUUGUGGUGCGGUUUAUUGUGAUGAAACAAUAUUAUGUGUUCCACCAAAUGUUGCUCUUUUUCACCAUUAAGAACUUUCUGGUGGUCAUCCUGAAUCUCUACAGACUAUUUGUUAUCUGUCAAGAUUUUAGACCAAUAUCAUCUUCCUCUCCCUCAACAAACACUGAGUUAUAACCAACUACCUUAACAGCAAGGGAUCUUGUUAAAUGUGGAUGAUGGAUUGCUUAAACAUAUUAGAAGCACAGAAGAGCAGUUUUAUACCUUUACUUUGACUGUGUUUCCUGUCAAAAUAGGGCCAUAUAUUCUACUACAUGUGUAUUUUAAGGGCAACUGUUUUAAAUUUGUGAACUUGUUAUGAAGCACUUUGUUGUAUGUUGUUUAGUGUUUUACUAUUUUUAUAGGCUAUAUUGGAUUAAUAAUGAAAUAACUGAUUCUCAGUGUCAAAGUGAAUUCUUUAGUCAUUUGUUUGUCAAAUUUUAACAAGGAAACACAUUGCAAAACAACUAUAUAUCUGUGGCACACAUGUAUGUGUGUAUGGGUGUUGCCAUGUAUGAUUAUUUUUUAACAUGCGCACCCUGAUAUGACUUUCUGACACUAGAGUUGGUUAUUCUGAUCUAAGAUCAGUUAUUUGCAUUUGUGGUCUCUGGAAUCAGCAAUUGCCAUGUGACAAUUCAUACAAGGAGGUCUACAUUUUAACCAGAGAUAUACAGUGACCUCUAUAUGUCUGGUUGUUAUCUUGGGUUUUAAAGCAACACUAAAGACUUAUUGCUCUUUGCUCCCCCUACGGGUUAAAAGCGUAAUUGUUCAUUACCACUGUCGUAAAUACUGCAGCAUAGCUGGCUCUGAUUGGAUUGUAGGUCUGCCGUAAAGCAAGUUUUUGUAGUUUUCACUCGAACUACAGAACCACUACCCGACGGUUGGAAACUUCUUUAGUGCGGUUUUAGCCGAUAGAGGGCUACAAAGCGAAUGUGAAAGUGCCAUUCACCCUGUUUUGAGUGGAUGAACCACUGAAACUUUUUUGGAAACGUUAUUUUAAGGUAAAAAAAACUCUUUGGUGUUGCUUUAAUGCCGAUUUUAUAUUUUAAGAAAAAACAAGACUUUUUUUAAAGUCGUCAUGAAAUAAAAAACUGUCAUUUGUUUUGUAAUAUUGUGGUA